This is a messenger RNA of Cuculus canorus (common cuckoo), 3938 nucleotides long. RefSeq names its product coagulation factor XI. Lineage: Eukaryota; Metazoa; Chordata; Aves; Cuculiformes; Cuculidae. Gene Ontology annotation, molecular function: serine-type endopeptidase activity; protein binding. The transcript is spliced from 15 exons. The record is from RefSeq and is a predicted model, not a curated record. Gene Ontology annotation, cellular component: extracellular region. Gene Ontology annotation, biological process: proteolysis. The coding region runs from base 49 to 1977 and encodes 642 amino acids.
GUAGAGCAUAAACCUUAUCCAUUCAUCCAGACCUACUCUGUGUUCAGGAUGAUUUGGAUUUAUCAGACUUUUAAUUUAAUUUUCUUACUUGCUUCCGUUUAUAGUGAAUGUGUGACUCAGAUCUAUGAAAAUACAUACUUCCAAGGAGGAGACCUCAUUACAGUUUUCACACCAAGUGCCAAUUACUGUCAAAUUGUGUGUACUUACCAUCCUACCUGUCUACUCUUCACCUAUUUGCCAGCCGCAUGGACUAAAGAUCCUGCAAAAAGGUUUUCCUGCUACUUAAAAGACAGCGAUACGGAAAUGCUGCCAAAAGUGGAUAUGGAAGGAGCUAUCUCUGGACAUUCCUUAAAACAGUGUAACAUCAAAAUUAGUGCUUGCAGCCUAGAUGUUCACAUAGGACUGGAUAUGGAAGGGAAAAUUUAUGAUGUUACUAUGGCUGACAGCUAUCAGCAGUGUCAAAAAAGAUGUACCAAUGACAACCGAUGCCAUUUUUUCACAUAUGCUUCAGAAACAUUUCACAAUGCAAGCUUUCGUAAAAAAUGCUUCUUGAAACAUACCAGUUUAGGAACUCCAACCAGCAUAAAGGCACUUGAUGAGGUUGUGUCUGGAUUCUCUUUGAAGCCAUGCCAGCUUUCUGAAAUAGAUUGUCAAACAGACAUUUUUGAAAAUCAAGAAUUUUCAGGAAUAAAUAUUACAAGUUUUUUCACUCCUGAUACCUCUGUCUGCCAAACUAUUUGUACAUAUUUUCCGAAGUGCUUGUUCUUUACAUUCUUUACCAGGGAAUGGCAAAUAGCAUCCCAAAGAAACCUUUGCCUUCUGAAGACAUCAACAAAUGGGCUGCCAGAAGCACUUAUAUCACAAGAAAACGCUGUGUCAGGUUUUGGUCUGCUAAAUUGCAGAAGAUCCGUUCCUGUCUGCAAUUCUCGCACUUACAUGCAUAUGAAUUUUUUGGGAGAUGAACUCAAUGUCACUUAUACUAAAGGACACAGAGCCUGUCAGCAGGUUUGCACAGAUGUGAUCCGCUGCCAAUUUUUCACCUACUUUCCCCUCCAAGAUUCAUGCAAUGAGGAAAGAAAGUGUGAGUGCCACCUAAGAAUGUCCUCAAAUGGAUCUCCAGUGGAAAUAGUACAUGGACUGGGAAGGAUCUCUGGAUACUCACUAAGAUUAUGUAAAAAAAAAGCCAGUACUGUGUGUAUGCAGCACUCUGCAACAACUAUUAGAGUCGUUGGAGGGAUGGACUCUUCCCCUGGUGAAUGGCCAUGGCAAGUCAGCUUGCACGUGAAGCUGUCUCGUCAGAGACAUCUCUGCGGGGGCUCUAUUAUCAGCAACCAGUGGAUCCUUACGGCUGCACACUGUGUCAUGAGUCUCGCGAAUCCCGACAUUUGGCGUGUUUAUUCUGGUAUUUUAAAACAGUCAGAAAUAAAUGAGGAUACACCCUUCUUCAAAGUGGAAGAGAUUAUUGUUCACCCGCAGUAUAAAUAUGCACGGACUGGAUAUGACAUUGCUUUAAUGAAACUUGAUAAACCUAUGAAUUUUACUGAUCUUCAGCUACCUAUUUGCCUGCCUUCAAAAGAAGAUGCUAAUAUACUUUAUACCGACUGUUGGGUAACUGGAUGGGGUUACAGGAAAGAAAAAGGUCGAGUAGAAGACAUUCUUCAGAAGGCUACUGUUCCUCUAAUGUCAAAAGAGGAAUGCCAGGCAAGGUACCGGAAGCGCAGAAUAAGUGACAAAGUAAUCUGUGCUGGCUAUGAUGAAGGUGGAAGGGAUGCUUGUAAGGGAGAUUCAGGAGGGCCACUGUCCUGCAAGCAUGAGGAGGUGUGGUAUCUGGUGGGCAUCACCAGCUGGGGUGAAGGGUGUGCUCGCCCCAGGCAGCCAGGUGUCUACACAAAAGUUGCUGAGUAUUCAGACUGGAUUCUAGAAAAAACUACGUGGCGUGAGAGUUACCUGCUGUCUCAAAAUGAUGUCAUGGACUAAUAACCUUAGAAGCAAUCUGAUGGAGCUUAUUAAGUUGUUUUUAAAUGUUAUUUCUUAUUAGCCUGGAAUGUAAAAUACUUGAUUGAAAAAGAAGAAAAGCAGGAAUGAAUGAACGUUGCCAUAACUAAAUAAAAAGCAGUAAUAAAAACAAACUAUGUGGUCACUGAUUUGGCAGGAAAAAAAAGAAUAAGUCUGAACCAUUGAUUUCUUCUGUCCUUGCUACCAUAAACUGGGAGCGGCUGGGGUUGGAGGCAUGUAUGCAUCUGGGAGAUGAGAACUGCUCCUGACUUCCGAAAUUUGGAGACAGUAAUGAAGAUUUCCCUCCCUCGUCUGAACUUGGUUGAACCAACAAGUUACGAAUUUACUAAUGGACUUAGGAAAGAGAAGCUGAGGCAGGGGGAGCUCCAUACAGUUCUAUCAAUCUUGUUUCAUCAGGUUAUUAGCCAAAAAAGUGACAGAACUAACCAAAAAACCCCCAAAGCCAGGGCCUCGGCAAGCUCUUGAGUGAAAAUUUUUCAAAUAUGGUAAGAGCUGUCUUUCACUUAUGUUAUUGUAAUUUCUGUAGAGAAUUAUGUGAUAAGAAUUAUAAUGUGGGUCUAUUUCCCUUGAAGCAGAAUAGCCAGAAAGUCAAUUAAAGAAUCAUCCCCUUUAGAGACAUCAUGUGUCAUCGAUCUUUAGCACAGUAUAUUUUUAUUUUCCUGAUCCUUAGCUUCCCUUGAUUAAAUUCUCUUCCUUUUUCUCCUUUCUUCUUAUUUUGAGUCUGGUAGCAAAUAUGUUUUCUGGCCAAAAUUAACACUAGUGUGAGAGACAGCAGUCAAAAAUAUGUUAUUUGCCCAUAGUAAGAGGCAACUUUUCACACUGAAUAGAAAGGAAGGCACAGGACUUGAUGUUUGUCUUUGCUGAACUUCACAAUCUUGUUUCCUAGUUAUCUAAAUUGCUUUAAUUGCUGAAAAUACGCUCUAGAGCUCUACUUAUAAUUGCCACAUACCCAUACUGGGUAUGUUGUGGAGGUAAAUAGCAGGAAUGGCUUUACAAGGUCGCAAAGGUUUGAAAUUAAAUGUCAAAUUUAUGGAAAAAAACAAUCAAGCUGCUGAAAAUGACAUCUGUGUUUAAACUUUUACGCUUUAUUUGUAGCUAACACUCAGGAAAAAUGUACUUCCACAACUAUGGUUACAAAGAGUUGUAUCUGUACCUAAGUGCUCAAAGAGUCCUGGGGUUGGAGUACUUCUUAGAGUGUGCAGAGAAUGUUUGUUUUGUUUGUUUAUUUGUUUGUUUGUUUAAAGAAGCAAAAUUCAAAGCAGGGAUGAGAACCAUCCAAAUGGAACAGGAGGGGAUAGAGAAUGGUGCUGUCGCAAGCAACAUUUCAGGGAAGAAGGGUGGUGCCUGCCCUGUGCCUCACAAUGGGCUCCAGGGGACGGGGCUUCUAAUACUGGUAGUGUACAGUGCUGAAGUUCUUCUGCUUUGGGAAUCCUCAUGCUGGCUGUAGAGGUUCAGGGAGCCAACAGGCCAAGUCUGGCUUGCUGUGGAGGAUUUGAGUGAGGAGGGAGAGGGAAGGCAUAAGACUGUGCUGGGCCUUUUUGCCAACACUGCAGAGGCAGAAUAGCGGAUAAAGGUGGGGGCUGGUGUCCUUUUCAUGCUCUGUUUAAUCCAGAACCAAUUUAUAGUUCUUUGGAUCUGAGACAUGCUGCUACAAACCUAGACUUUGAUAGGGGACUGAGAAAGAGUAGGAAAAAAUAGAGAACACAGCAAAAAAAAAAAAAAAAAAAAGAAGAUUCACGGCAUUCAAAUUUGAUUCUGAUCUCAUGGGGAAGGAAUGAAGACAGCUGGAAAAGAGCUGCUGAAGAGACAAAGAAAUUACUGCAACAUGAAAACUGCAAGGCUGAAACUCUCUAAAGAAGAAUCAUCAGAAGACCAUCUGAAAUACCUACUGCCAAUACUCAAACUGUGUAUUUGCUAAAGAG